CAUGACCCUUUCUUUUCUCUGUUUAAUAAAGGGGGAGAAAAAAAAGAAUGCAAGCCUUCAGGCACUUAUUGGGUGCCACGCACUACUCCAGGUGAUGGAUCAUGUCAUUGCCCAGAUCAGUCUUUCCAUGGCUAUGGAUUCAACACCUCCAACCCCUAAAGAAGAGCUUUCGAGAUUCUAUCAAGUGAAUUUUGCAUGACUCUACUGUGUAUCACCCAGUGAACUUUGCCAACCUCUGUCAGGGUUUGCCAGCCAGCCCUCUGUCUGUACAGCCCCAUCUCCAGGUCUCUGAGUUUGCACGGCCGCCAUACAGGCCUCCCCUGGGCUUGUCAGGGUGGCCCCUUUUUGUCCACACUAGAAUAAUCAUGGGCCAGACUGGGAAGAAGUCUGAGAAGGGACCGGUGUGUUGGAGGAAGCGCGUGAAAUCCGAGUAUAUGCGGCUGCGGCAGCUCAAGAGGUUCAGGCGAGCCGACGAAGUGAAGAGUAUGUUUAGUUCCAACCGUCAGAAAAUUUUGGAAAGAACGGAAAUCUUAAACCAAGAAUGGAAACAGCGAAGGAUACAGCCUGUGCACAUCCUGACUUCUGUGAGCUCAUUGCGCGGGACCAGGGAGCUCCCAGUGGUCCAGCCACACAGUCGCCUAUUGUACCAGCUGGUUGAUUGUUCGGUGACCAGUGACUUGGAUUUUCCAACACAAGUCAUCCCAUUAAAGACUCUGAAUGCAGUUGCCUCAGUGCCCAUAAUGUACUCUUGGUCUCCCCUGCAGCAGAAUUUCAUGGUGGAAGAUGAAACUGUUUUACAUAACAUUCCUUAUAUGGGGGAUGAAGUUUUAGACCAGGAUGGGACUUUCAUUGAAGAACUAAUAAAAAAUUAUGAUGGGAAAGUACACGGGGAUAGAGAAUGUGGGUUUAUAAAUGAUGAAAUUUUUGUGGAGUUGGUGAAUGCUCUUGGUCAGUACAAUGAUGAUGAUGAUGAUGAUGAUGGAGAUGAUCCUGAUGAAAGAGAAGAGAAACAGAAAGAUCUGGAGGAGAACCGAGACGAUAAAGAAAGCCGCCCACCUCGGAAAUUUCCUUCUGACAAAAUUUUUGAAGCCAUUUCCUCAAUGUUUCCAGAUAAGGGCACAGCAGAAGAACUAAAGGAAAAGUAUAAAGAGCUCACUGAGCAGCAGCUCCCAGGGGCACUUCCACCUGAAUGUACCCCCAACAUAGAUGGACCAAAUGCUAAAUCUGUUCAGAGGGAGCAGAGCCUGCAUUCAUUCCACACGCUCUUCUGUAGGCGGUGUUUCAAGUACGACUGCUUCCUACACCCUUUUCAUGCCACACCCAACACUUACAAGCGGAAGAACACGGAAACGGCUCUGGACAACAAGCCUUGUGGGCCACAGUGUUACCAGCAUUUGGAGGGAGCGAAGGAGUUUGCUGCCGCCCUCACUGCCGAGCGGAUCAAGACACCUCCCAAACGCCCCGGAGGCCGGAGACGAGGGAGACUCCCCAACAACAGCAGCAGGCCCAGCACCCCCACCAUCAAUGUGCUGGAGUCAAAGGACACAGACAGUGACAGGGAAGCUGGGACUGAAACAGGUGGCGAGAACAACGAUAAAGAAGAGGAAGAGAAAAAAGACGAAACUUCCAGCUCCUCUGAAGCGAAUUCGCGGUGUCAAACGCCAAUAAAGAUGAAGCCGAACAGUGAACCCCCCGAGAAUGUGGAGUGGAGCGGAGCCGAGGCCUCCAUGUUCCGGGUCCUCAUUGGCACCUACUACGACAACUUCUGUGCCAUUGCCAGGUUAAUUGGGACCAAAACCUGUAGACAGGUGUACGAGUUUCGAGUCAAAGAGUCCAGUAUCAUAGCUCCAGCUCCUGCCGAGGAUGUCGACACUCCACCAAGGAAAAAGAAGAGGAAACACCGGUUGUGGGCUGCACACUGCAGAAAGAUACAGCUGAAAAAAGACGGCUCUUCUAACCACGUUUACAACUACCAGCCCUGCGACCAUCCUCGGCAGCCUUGUGACAGUUCGUGCCCUUGUGUGAUAGCACAGAAUUUUUGUGAAAAGUUUUGUCAGUGUAGUUCAGAGUGUCAGAACCGCUUUCCUGGCUGCCGCUGCAAAGCGCAGUGCAACACCAAGCAGUGCCCCUGCUACCUGGCCGUCCGGGAGUGUGACCCCGACCUGUGUCUGACGUGCGGGGCCGCGGACCAUUGGGACAGCAAGAACGUGUCCUGCAAGAACUGCAGCAUCCAGCGGGGCUCCAAGAAGCAUUUAUUGCUAGCACCAUCUGAUGUGGCUGGCUGGGGGAUUUUCAUCAAAGAUCCUGUACAGAAGAAUGAAUUCAUCUCAGAGUACUGUGGAGAGAUAAUUUCUCAAGAUGAAGCUGACAGAAGAGGCAAAGUGUAUGAUAAAUACAUGUGCAGCUUUCUCUUCAACUUGAACAACGAUUUUGUGGUGGAUGCAACCCGCAAGGGUAACAAAAUUCGUUUUGCAAAUCAUUCAGUCAAUCCAAACUGCUAUGCAAAAGUCAUGAUGGUGAAUGGCGAUCACAGGAUAGGGAUCUUUGCGAAGAGAGCCAUCCAGACUGGUGAAGAACUGUUUUUUGACUACAGAUACAGCCAGGCCGACGCCCUGAAGUACGUGGGCAUCGAGCGAGAGAUGGAGAUCCCUUGACGUCCGCUACCUCCU
Messenger RNA from Molossus molossus (Pallas's mastiff bat), 2669 nucleotides. RefSeq names its product enhancer of zeste 2 polycomb repressive complex 2 subunit (gene EZH2). The transcript has 24 exons. Gene Ontology annotation, molecular function: protein binding; histone H3K27 methyltransferase activity. Lineage: Eukaryota; Metazoa; Chordata; Mammalia; Chiroptera; Molossidae. Gene Ontology annotation, biological process: chromatin remodeling. Bases 366 to 2654 code for a protein of 762 amino acids. The record is from RefSeq and is a predicted model, not a curated record.